Messenger RNA from Exophiala oligosperma, 1606 nucleotides. RefSeq lists its product as uncharacterized. Bases 5 to 775 code for a protein of 256 amino acids. Gene Ontology annotation, molecular function: glutathione peroxidase activity. The record is from RefSeq and is a predicted model, not a curated record. The transcript has a single exon. Gene Ontology annotation, biological process: response to oxidative stress. NCBI's taxonomy places the organism in Eukaryota, Fungi, Ascomycota, Eurotiomycetes, Chaetothyriales, Herpotrichiellaceae.
AUGAAUGAUUGUUCGCUUUGUGCACUGCACAUGCCCCAGUCGUACCAUCCGGAGAAAGUCAUCGAUGCAACACGCUCGCAACUUAUUCCAAAUCUCCCGACACCUUAAAUCUCGGCCUUGCACUGCAUUCAUCUCUGUAUCGACUUCAACUCUCCAACGCCCCAUUUCAAACCACAGUAUCCCUCGGAUCGUUCUCAAGGCACGCCCUUUCUCACACGGUCCUGCGCCCUCGUCGUCCUCACGUACACCCGCAUCCAAAAUGGCAUCCGCCACCACCUUUUUCGAUUUUACGCCGAAAGACAAGCGUGAUCAAGAGUACCCCCUUGCUCAGCACAAAGGAAAGGUGAUCCUCGCCGUCAACACCGCCUCCAAAUGCGGCUUCACCCCUCAGUUCGCCGGCCUCGAGUCCUUGUGGAAGAAGAUUUCUGAGAAAUACCCGGAUCAAUUCGUCAUCAUCGGUUUCCCUUGCAACCAAUUCGGUGGUCAAGAUCCCGGCUCGAAUGAUCAAAUUCAAGAGUUCUGUCAGCUCAACUAUGGUGUUACAUUCCCGGUGCUGGGCAAGACAAACGUCAAUGGUGAUCAUGCCGAGCCAGUGUUUGAAUGGAUGAAGUCGGAAAAGCCAGGCCUGCUGGGUCUGAAGAGGGUCAAGUGGAAUUUUGAAAAGUUCUUGAUCGGCCGCGAUGGAAAGGUCGUCCAGCGAUGGGGCAGCAUGACCAAGCCGGAAAGCAUUGAGAAGGAGAUUAUCCAAGAAAUUGAGAAAUCCAAGUCGGGAUGAUUGAGUUCAAGCCGGCUUUAUUUGUACAGCAAUCACAAGAGAUACCCAGAUAACUCCUGCUCCUAGUAUUUGGGCGGUGGCCCUGAACCUUCGACUGGAUUUUCAAGAUCAGGUACACGAUAUUGUGGCGGGACCUGCCCUUGAGAUCGUUCAUGUUUGUGCCCAGAGACCGCAAAUUCCAGCUCCAUCUCGUCGUCGAUAGCCUUGUGUUGUGCCGCCUCUUCUGCCUUUCUCUUGAUGCGUUGCUUCCUGACAAUGACAAACAGAACAAUUCCCAGGAGAAAGAAAAGACUAUAUCAUGGUCAGUCUCUCAUGUUUGUACACGUAGAGGUGUUACUUACGUCAAGCCGAUGAUAAGAGGUAUGACAGUCGUCUGGAAAGUAGUGGUGUAUUUCUCGCAGAUGUCGUCCGUGUCAUUGGGGUUGACGCAUUUUCUCUUCCACAACAUGGUGUUUGUUUGUAUGUAGGCGGUAUCGGGAGUACUUCGGUUAUGCUGGCUGAAUAGACUGGAGAUUGUAAGGAAAGACAAGUCUAUUUGACGUGCUCGAUCUUCGGAGGAUUAAAGAGACAUGAAUGAGAGUGGCUAGGUAGGAGGGAAAGUGAUGUUUCAAAACAAAGAGUGUCCUAUGCGGCGGGCGUGAGGUUCAUCACAAUGAAGUGAAUUGGGGGUUUACCUGGUGGUCCGAAACAGGAGUGUCCCGGGCAAUGACAGGUACGUGCACGGGGUCGAGCCCUUUGAAGGCGUGGGUUUCGUAGUACGGAGUACGGGUACAGUGAUAGCCGAUUGUAGCCCCCAGACUGGCGCCCCAUAGUAGAUCGAGACCCCCUAAU